AUGUCGGUUCCGAAGUAUGAAGAGAAGAAAGCAGAGCUGCGUGUAAUCGCUUUUUAUCCGUCGCUGAAGCCGAGAAACAUUUUGAAACUCAAGCGCGAAGUUUUCAUCGUGGCAGUGCCGCAGAGGAAGAAAACUAGAUCGAUUGACAAUCGCGAUCUGAAGCUGUCUGACAAGAUGAUCGUGACGCAAGGGGAUGGAAAAGUGGGGUGGAGUGAGUGUCUAUCGACGGACGCGAAAAGCCCCGCUGAAAUUUUCAACAUAGACCCAAACUUGAAUUGGUCAUUUCACACGUCCACUGAGAACAUCAAGCUACCGUUUGUCGACGAUCCUGACGACGAACAUGACAACGGGCUAUCGUAUGUCGCCGACGACUGCGAUUGUCGGUGUGACUCGCAGGAUCGCGAAUCAUCGUCGACUUCGCGAUCAUCUCCAGAAGGAGAAUGUCUCGAGGGUUCGGUGGACGAGAAAGUUUGUGCGGUUUCCUUACUCGAAAAAGAAAUUCGAGUCGCCGUGGACGCCACGGAGCCCAAUCAACAGUGCGAGUGCCCGAGCGUUGAUCUCGAUCCCCCUGCGAAAACGUCGGACGAGCAGCACUCAUUUGGCGGAAGGAAACCGCCGGUUGCUCAGGAGGGCUUCUUUCGCCGGAGCAUCCAGCAGAAAAUCCAAUACCGACCUUGCACCAAGAACCAGCAGUGUUCCAUUCUGAGGAUCAAUCGGAACCGAUGUCAGUACUGUCGACUGAAAAAAUGCAUCGCUGUCGGGAUGAGUCGAGAUGAGACGCAGGAUAAUAUCGAACGCGAAUUUGUUUGGUCGUUUUUAGCUGUCCGAUUCGGACGCGUCCCGAAGAGGGAAAAGGCGAAAAUACUCGCUGCUAUGCAAAGCGUCGCUUGGAAGUCGCAGGAAAAGGCGAUAGACGCAGCAUUGGCUGCGGACGACAGCUCAUUGAUGUCUACUGUCACUGGUGCACACAGGGACACGUGUCCAUUCACUCAGGACCGUCUCCCAACAUUCCUCAUGCGCGCCCACGAACAGGCGCACUUGCAUCCCAACACCAGCGCCCCGAACGGGCAAAUGAGGUUCUCUCCGGCCAUUCGAGGUGUGGUGGAGUUCGCCAAGAGACUCCCCGGGUUCUCCAUGCUGGUACAGGAGGACCAAGUUACUCUGCUGAAGGCGGGUGUGUUCGAAGUACUGCUUCUGCGGCUCGCUGGCUUAUUUGAUUCCCAGACAAAUACGAUGGUCAGCUUAAACGGGAUGGUAGUAAAACGUGAGAGCUUCGGUGGACCUGGACCUAACGGCGGGGUGUUCGGUAACGCUCGAUUUCUCAUGGAUUCCAUGUUCGACUUCGCUGAUCGUCUCAACACGCUCCAGCUGUCCGAUGCUGAAUUGGCUUUAUUUUCUGCAAUCGUCAUACUUUCGCCUGACCGACCGGGUUUGAGAAAUCCUGAGCUGGUUGACCGCAUCUGCAGCAAAAUGACGUCGUUACUAAAGCAGUCGUUGAGGCAACGACGAAAAAUUCCGAAUUUUGCGUCGAACAACGGCGAAAAAUGCGAAUCGGAGCACAUCAGCGAGGAAGAGGCGCUUCAAAUGUAUGAUGACCUCGUGAAGAAAAUCCCGGACCUCCGCACGCUCAACACCCUGCACUCGGAAAAGCUGCUGGCAUUCAAGAUGACGGAACAGCAACAGCAGCAAUGCCAGACGGAUGCCGAACCCGAGACCGACGUCGACAUGAAAUCAGGCAUCCCUGAGUCCUACUCCCGCGGAGGUUGUCCCAACGAGGGCAAUGACUUGGCCGAGCCGCCGAUGCGAGGAAAGGGCUGGGAACAGUUUGAGCACCAGGGCCUAAGCAGCAACAGCAGCACGAGCUCCGGCCACUGUUCCGGGUCCUCGGGAUGCGCUUCUCCGCGAUCCCCGCACUCGCUCAUCAGCGAGGAAGGUGUGAAAUCACCCGUGGGAUCCCUGUGCAGCAACGAGUCCGCGUAUUCCGGGGACUGCCACUCAGUCCUCACCAUGUCCUCUGGAAUCAGUCGGUUGUCCUGUCCGCGGACGUCCGAAUCCGGACAUCUUCCGCCGCAACAAACGCAGCAGCAUGACCCACGUGGCAUCCUGCCACAAUGUCACGGCAUGACUGCGGCUCUCGGCAUGUGUAUGAAUGGCGAAGCACAAGCCCCAUCGUCCACCAUUGCUCACGCUGAAAAUGUGGAGACGAUGCUGUACGUGCCGCGGAAACUCGAUUCCCCUACUGACUCCGGGAUCGAAUCCGGCUGCGAAGCUGCGCGACUAGGGGGUAAACUGAGUCCAUCUCGACCAGCGUCUGCUUGCAACAGCCCGCAAUGCGGCGGCAGGGUUUCGCAGGAAGAAUUGUCCGCCGGCGGGGAAUCGUCCCCCGAAGACAUGCCAGUGCUGAAGAGGGCGCUGCAGGCGCCGCCGCUCAUCACCACGAACUUGCUGAUGGACGAAGCCUACCGGCCUCAUAAGAAAUUCCGCGCUAUGCGCCGAGAGCAGGAAGGGGACGCCACUUCGUCAACUUCUUCCAGCAGCCCUGGUCCUAGCGCAAUCAAAAUGGAUUUGUUGAGAAGCGCUCUUACGCCGGAACACGGCAGUAGUGAGGAUCAGCAUUCCGCCCCUGGCCAUCAACAACGAUUGCCGAGCACGCUGGCGCGGUCAUUGAUGGAGGCGCCGAAAAUGACUGCCGAGCAAAUGAAGCAGACUGACAUGCUCGCGUCUCUCAUCAUGCGAGGCGACAUGCCGCAACCAUAUCGCCCAUCCUACGGCGCCAGACCAUCGACGUCGAAAGCCGAGCACGAAUCAGCCGCCGACUCCGGUGGCUACAGGCACUCGCAAUUCCACGCGUCCGGCAGCAGCGGUGGAUCCCGCACAAUGUCCGCCCUGACUUCAUGCCUCACCGCAUCUACACCGAUUGGCUCGCCGCAGGCCUCCACUUCCCACGCCUACGGAUAUCAUCCACCGAGUCCGAUUCAGCCGCCAAUCCAUGUCCACCCGCGCCUCGUGGGCGGAAACUCGGGAUCGCAUCCGCCUUCCCCGAGCCCAGACUCGCCGUCUGAUUCCUCUGCAGCUUUACACCCGUCGGGCUGCUGGAAAACUGCCGCACCUAUGGAGAGAACAUCUCGGUGCCUGCCGAUCGACGUGGAUCCCAAUCCGGAUUUCCUGGCCGAGGAAGCCCCGGACGCUGUCGCACCGCUCAACCUUUCCAAGAAAAUCUUGGCAAUUCCUGUGCACGCUCCCGCGCUGGCGAUCCGUGCCAAAAUGGAAGUGUAAAACCCAUCCGGUGUCGCUUUGCAGUGUCGAUGUUAGUGGUUCAAAACCCCCAGCGUCGUGCAACGAAGGUGCUGUAUGUCUCUGGUGGGCUUGAAUCGAUGAGCGCAGUGGGAAUUCCCAUGAUGUCCUUGUUGCCAAAAAGAAGAAAAAAGAAAUACGCACUAUGCACUUCGUUUGUUCCGCGUAAGACGCAAUCCCGGACGCCGGGGAAAGAAUGUUAUUUUUAUUUUUCGGGUCACGGACGAAAGCCUGAAUUCAUGGUCUCGAUGACUUUUUUUUGUUGAAUCCCCUGUCCCGGACUUCGUGUACUUCUCCCGAAGUCGGAAGACGUUGAGCUCGUGCUGGUCGUUUACAGAAGGAUUGACGCGGAAAAGGGAUACCUGUGAUGAUUAUACUUAGUUCUCCUAUUUUCAAAUCAUUUUGGAAUGAGGAAAAAGAGGAGAACGCUUUUUGUUGUCAGCAAAUUCCAGUGAGCGCAGAAGUUCUGACCCCGUUCUAAGCACCCCUACUGCAUCGCUAGAGAAGCCUGCUCGAGCAAGUGUCAACUUUUCAAUAUCUGGGAAACGUUUAGUACAAAAAUCUUGAUUUUGUCCUAAUUUUCUAUUGAAUUGGUCUUCGCUGGGAUCCCGUGAAUAAUAAGAAAACCUCGAUGAGCUCUCGAGGCUCGCUCCAGCAGGAGAAUUGUGGAUCGAUCGGCACUUUCCCGGUAUCCCGGCACUGCUGGACUCUGAAAAAGAGGUGCAAGAUGCGUUGAAGAAUUUGUAUAUUGCCGUGUAUCUACUCAGAGGAGGUUACAAAAUUCGUGGACGUAGAGAGCGGGAAUAUAGGCAAUGCCGAUGAGUCUAUCGCGUCGAUCACGACGGAUAGGGGGUACUAUUACAGUUUUCUCCCUCUUUUCUUUUCCGGAUUGUUCGCGCGAAUAUCCAGCUUAAAUUUCUGUCCCACUUCCCCCUCUCGGUGUUGACCCAAACUUGCAGCUAAUCCUGCGGCUGCCGCGGAUUGUUGGAAUGAAAGCGGUUGGAAAAAUCUCAGAAUGAUCGAUUAGAGAUUGUGUAAGUUGUGAUACUUCUUGAGUUGAGACGUUAUUAUUCAUUUUAAUCUCCCAUGAAUCCGCUGGAUUUUUCGAAUGUUGCCUCCGGUCCUCGUCGGCCGAUCCGGAAGUGGUUUGGAUUCCCCUUAAAUCAAUCGAACAGUAAGUGAACCCAGUGAUACUCCCCUCCCAGGGAAAGGCCCUUCGAAUGUGUCCCGUGAUCUCCGUUGUUGGACUUGUUUGCAUUCGUUUGUCCCCUGUGAGAUGAAGUCGAAUGCCUGCUUUCACCCAUCGGUUUGUCGCAGUAGUUCCUGUGUAUCCACAUUGCUUUCGUGAAGCACUGUCGGGGAUUGUGAUUCUUUUUCCGUGGAGAUUACGCUUAAUUGGGGUUUUGAGUAGUGCGCCGCUUCUGAACGCCUGCAAAUGCCCCAAGUUUUUCCUCGCGGUUUCCUCCACGAUCCUCUUCAACUCGGAAGAUGAAGCGGAUGGGAAUUAUAUCGGAAGAUGGAAUAUGUAUGUCUCUCGAUUUUUGCUCGUAUGAGUAAAUAUGAUUUGCUGAAAGAA
Messenger RNA from Notodromas monacha, 4870 nucleotides. NCBI's taxonomy places the organism in Eukaryota, Metazoa, Arthropoda, Ostracoda, Podocopida, Cyprididae. The record is from the annotation of a GenBank genome assembly.